UUUUCUCUUUACUUUCUCUGAAAAUCAAAGCCCAUCUCUUCUUCCUUUUUUUUCCCCUAAUUUCUCACUUCCCCCUCAUUUCGCGUCUCGACCUUCGAAUUCGACAAAUCCCUAAUUCCAAAAUCCUCUCGGUAAGCUACGGAUCUAGUCUCUCUUUUGCUCAUAGUUCGACGAAAUCGUCUCUCUGUUGCUCGUUCAUGUUUUCGUUUCGUUUUGUGGACUUAAUCUUCUCUGUGUUCGUUGUUAUCUGGAGAUCUGGCAAAAUCUCGAAUGAUUUUGAUAGAUUCUAGGUUUCUAGGUGUAUCUAUCGGAUCUAAAAGAGUGUGUGAUAACAUAAGAUGUCGUCUUCUCGGGAAGAGAAUGUGUACUUAGCCAAGUUAGCUGAGCAAGCUGAACGUUAUGAGGAAAUGGUUGAGUUCAUGGAGAAAGUUGCAAAGACUGUUGACACCGAUGAGCUUACUGUCGAAGAGAGAAACCUCUUGUCUGUUGCUUACAAGAACGUCAUUGGUGCUAGGAGAGCUUCCUGGAGGAUCAUAUCUUCCAUUGAACAGAAGGAAGAAAGCAGAGGAAACGAUGAUCAUGUUUCCAUUAUCAAGGACUACAGAGGAAAGAUCGAAACUGAACUCAGCAAAAUCUGUGAUGGAAUACUCAAUCUUCUGGAUUCUCACCUUGUUCCCACUGCAUCUUUGGCCGAGUCCAAAGUCUUUUACCUCAAAAUGAAAGGAGAUUACCACAGGUACCUUGCUGAGUUUAAGACUGGAGCUGAGAGGAAAGAAGCUGCUGAGAGCACUCUGGUUGCUUACAAGUCAGCUCAGGAUAUUGCACUUGCUGAUUUAGCUCCUACUCAUCCGAUUAGACUGGGACUUGCUCUUAACUUCUCUGUCUUCUACUACGAGAUUCUCAACUCACCUGAUCGUGCCUGCAGUCUCGCAAAACAGGCUUUUGAUGAGGCCAUUUCUGAGCUGGAUACAUUAGGAGAAGAAUCAUACAAAGACAGUACGUUGAUAAUGCAACUUCUCCGUGACAAUCUGACCCUUUGGAACUCUGACAUCAAUGAUGAGGCGGGCGGUGAUGAGAUCAAGGAGGCGUCAAAACAUGAGCCGGAAGAGGGGAAACCAGCUGAGACAGGGCAGUGACCAGAGAGAGAGGGAGAGACAUUUCUAAGUAUGUAUGGUAUGGAUUUUCCAAAAACAUAUGAUAUGAUUAGGGGAUUUGUAGAAGCAGAGAGAAAGAUCUUUAUUUGAUUUUCUCCAAAAAUCUCUGUUCCCUUUUUUUUUUAUUGGGUUAUUAAAGCUGUUUGAGUCUUUGGUUCCUGCUUCGUUGCUUGUUAGUAUUUAGGAAGUGAAGAAACAAAACUUUGAAUUAUUGCUUUCCAUUCAACUCGUCAUAAAUUAUCAUAAUCAGUGUAUUAUUUACUUAGUUCUUAUUAGGGUAUUCUGAUUUUUGCUUAACGCAACAGAAUUUGUGUUAACCCAUUUUUAAAGAAUCUUCAAUCUUGUAUCAUUGGUCGGGUCAGUCGGAUAUAUGGUCCGCUUUUGGUUUAAGACCGGAACAACGAAAGCCGGGGAUAUUGAGCCUUUCUGAUGAUGCGCCUCCGGGCGGUAAUGCUAUUGGGACAUGGAUUACAUUCUGAUCAAUAGGGA
Molecule: messenger RNA, 1643 nt
Organism: Arabidopsis thaliana (thale cress)
Lineage: Eukaryota; Viridiplantae; Streptophyta; Magnoliopsida; Brassicales; Brassicaceae
Gene: GRF7
Product: general regulatory factor 7
Exons: 5
Coding region: 339-1136 (265 amino acids)
Cellular component (GO): nucleus; cytoplasm
Molecular function (GO): protein phosphorylated amino acid binding
Source: RefSeq, marked reviewed